ACUCGCGGUUCCAUCGAUUCCCCCCUUUCCCCAUAUAUAUUCGCCGCAGAUCUCUCUCCCCUCGUUCCGUCAACACCUUUGCCUGCCGGAAAGUGCUUUCAAAAUUCAAAUCAUCCAAAGCACGGGGUUUUAAUUCCGCGCAAUUUUCCUUUUCCCCUGUUUUCAAUUGAAUAUUUUUUUUGCUUUUUUGUCAAAAAAGAAGAAGAAAAAAAAAAAGAAUUUCCCGAUUUUUCUUAUUCGUGGUGGAUUAGCAUCUAGGGUUUUGGAAUUCCGGAAUUCGCCAAACGCGCUCUUGAUCCUUUUUGUUGAAUUCGGCUAUGGCUGUCCCCACCUUUUAACAAUCGGGGGCGUUGGCUCUGGGGAGGAGGAGAUUGCCACUUGCUCUGGUUUAUUGCUCUAUUGUUAAUAAGCUGGAGCUAUCAAGAUGUCUGCGCUCAAUCGUAAUGGGAUCAAUCUGAUUAACUGCUUCUUUCACUUUUCUGAAUGGCAUCCUCUUGAACAGUAGAGUUGAUUGGGGAUUGAACCCCACAUCACAGUUUUUUAUUUAUAAGGUGUUGCUAAUUUUCAGGUGUUGAACCCACAUUUGUUGAUUUGAUUUAUAGUUUAGUCAGAUUUGUUUUUUGAUGUUCACAAAGAGACAGCCUGUUGUUAGAGUGACGGAGAUGGGUUGCUGUGGAUGUUUUGGAUUCUCGUUUUUAAGAAAGCCUAAAAAUGGGCCGAGACCCAACAGGGGAUUGGGAUUGAGCACCCACCCUUCACAGGAACCCUUGUUGGAUGAAGAUGUGGAAGAAGAUAUGGAAGACGAUGAUGUUGGCUCAUAUAAUGGUGAUGAUGUGAUUGAUACUGGUAAUGGAGAUGAUGGCGAAUAUCGGAGCCCAGUCAGGCGUUCUGAGGAUAUUCUCCUAAGCAGAGCUGAAAAUGGAUUUAUUUGUAGAGAAUUUCCUGUUAAGGAAACUCACAGAUUGGUGCGCUCAGAGGAUGAAAACGGGAGCAAGAUGGUUAAUGAAUAUGUUCAUAAAUAUAAGAUUGGUUCUGGUAGCUAUGGAAAAGUGGUUCUUUAUCAAAGCUCUCUAGAUGGAAAGUAUUAUGCUGUAAAGGCCUUUCACAAGUCUCACUUGCGUAAGCAGCGGGUUGCCCCAUCAGAGACUGCCAUGAGUGAUGUUCUUCGUGAGGUUUUGAUCAUGAAAAUGCUAAGCCACCCCAAUAUAGUUCACCUCUUUGAGGUGAUUGAUGACCCAAGAACCGAUCACUUCUAUAUGGUUCUUGAAUAUGUGGAGGGCAAAUGGGUCUUCGAAGGUUCUGGUUCACCAGGUGGUGGUCUUGGAGAAGUCACUGCACGCAGAUACCUGCGGGAUAUAGUUUCUGGCUUAAUGUAUCUUCAUUCUCAUAAUAUAAUACAUGGGGAUAUUAAACCUGAUAAUCUUUUAGUUUCUGCAACUGGCACAGUGAAGAUUGCUGAUUUUAGUGUCAGCCAGGCUUUUGAGAAUGGUGACGAUGAGCUCCGCCGGUCUCCUGGAACUCCUGUUUUCACUGCACCAGAGUGCUGCUUGGGUCUGACUUAUCAUGGAAAAGCUGCUGACACUUGGGCGGUUGGUGUGACCCUAUAUUGCAUGGUUUUGGGAAAAUAUCCAUUUCUUGGAGACACGCUUCAGGACACAUAUGAUAAGAUAGUAAACGACCCUCUUUGCCUUCCUGACGAUUUAAAUCCUCCUCUAAAGAAUUUGCUUGAAGGGAUUCUCUGUAAAGAUCCUAGGCAAAGGUUGAGUCUCCGGGAUGUAUCAGAACACGAGUGGGUCAUCGGAGAUCACGGAUCCAUACCUCAGUAUGAUUGCUGGUGCCAGAGAAUGAAACUGCAAAUGGACGCGUAAUGGCCACUUGGCGGAUACACUCUCACUCUCACUUUCACUUGAUGCUAACAGAAUGAAUUUUAUUGUACACUUGUUUAUUUGUGUCCAGUUUGCUGUCAUGUUUAAAGAAUGAUAACUAGGAAGAGGAGGGGGUGUUGUUUUGCUGAGGAAACUGAACAACAAGGCAAGCUUAUGUAAGUAAACACACAUAUGAGAGGGCUCCACUUUGUAGCUAAAUCAAAAUCCCUAAAUACUGGUCGGUCUUGAAGUCAUUUUGUUCUUCUGGAAAUACCAAAACUCCACAGCAUAAUUCUUGGUGCUCUAUAAGACACUACGAAGAUGCUGCUCUUUGCUUUUGUUUCAUCUUAUGUUUUUAUUA
Molecule: messenger RNA, 2226 nt
Organism: Ipomoea nil (Japanese morning glory)
Lineage: Eukaryota; Viridiplantae; Streptophyta; Magnoliopsida; Solanales; Convolvulaceae
Product: serine/threonine-protein kinase GRIK2
Exons: 12
Coding region: 624-1868 (414 amino acids)
Biological process (GO): intracellular signal transduction; protein phosphorylation
Cellular component (GO): cytoplasm
Molecular function (GO): ATP binding; protein serine/threonine kinase activity
Source: RefSeq, a predicted model, not a curated record